AGCAGCAGCCAGCCAGUCCAUCCUCUGCUCUCUCUCACAUCGCAUCCACCAAUUCUUCCCAUGUUUUCCUUCCCUCAGCAGCAUUUUUUUCAUUUAAAUCAGCUUUUCUAUUGACUUGACCCCAUCCCCUGCUGUGGGGGCUUCAGUGGGGUGUCCAGUCGGCUAUAGGAAGUCAGCAUGGAAGCAGUUGCACUUUAUACGUUUCGGGCCACGGAGGGAGACGAACUUAGUUUCAACAAGGGGGACAUGCUCAAGAUCACCAACAUGGAAGAUGACCCAAACUGGUACACCGCCGAGCUGCACAACCGAAAGGGCUUUGUGCCAAAAAACUACAUCAAUCUACGACCGCAUGCCUGGUUCGCCGGGCGGAUAUCUCGUGGAGUAGCAGAAAGCCGGCUCAGACACCGGGAGUGCGGAGCCUUUUUGGUCCGGGAAAGCGAAAGUGCCCCUGGGGAAUUUUCCAUGUCUGUCAGUUACGGGGAUCACGUUCAACAUUUUAAGGUGCUCCAGGAUCGCUGCGGUCAGUACUACGUGUGGGAUGAGAUCUUCUCCUCGCUCAAUGAACUGGUGGAGUUUUACCAUAGCAACAGCAUCGCCAAGGAGAGGACCGUGUUUCUGCGAGAUCCAGAGCACUUCGCCAGGCGCCCCCACCACGCCCACGCCCUCUUCGACUUCACCCCGCACCACCAGUCCCAGCUGCGCUUCCUCCGCGGCGACGUCAUCGAGCUCGUGGACUGCUCCGACUCUACGCGCUGGAGGGGCCGUUGCCAUGGACGCGUGGGCUACUUCCCCCCGGAGUACGUGCAGCCCAUCUACCACUGCCAAUGACAAUGUGACAAUGAAACACAACUUUUUCAGACUCCGCCGCCGCAAAAUGUCACAUCGCUUUUGAAUUUUCAAUUUAGAUUUUAUAAUGACUGCGAGACGAAGUGCCGCCUGUCGAUCAAGCACCUGGAGAAUAACACAGGGGAUUUCUAUAAAGACAGGGCGGCAAAGUGGGUAUUACCCUCGCCUCGAAGCAAGAAGGUUGUGGGUUCAGUUCCUACUUGGCAUGGGACCUACUUGGCCUGGAUAAGUUUACGCUCUACCCCCAACAUAAAGACCAUAAAGUACAGUUACUUUCUCCUCAACGCACCAACAAAAUCAUAGAGUCACACUAAAACUUUCAGUCAAUUUGGGUGAAAUGUUUCGCCCAAGGACAAAAAAAGACAAUGCAGAAAAUGGGGAUCAAACCAACAACCUUACAGUCACACUAACACUGUUUUGUUGAAGGUGGUGGAGUAGUAUCAGAUUAGGUGAUCCCAGGAGGAGGUGUGGAAAAGACAUUGUUUGGAAUGUGUGUGAAAUCUAACGGAUUCUUAAGAGGGCUUUAUGUAAAUACAAAUAUUAGCAAAAAUAUAUGUUCUGUAUGAUGAGUUAAAUGGGCUGUAUGUGGUUUUCACGUUUCAAAUUGCACUUUUACACGGCGAAGAUAUGUAUAGACAGCACUGGUUAAAAUAGUUUAUCGUAUUUGACGGGUGAGGUGGCAUUUUGGACGGGUUUUUGACAGAGUUUACCUUGAAAUAAAAUAAUUAAGUCCAGGUUAAGUCCAAUAAGAAGCAUUGCAUUGGAACACGCCAGACGUAGUGUGUCACAUGCACGAUUCCGUAGAAAUAUAAAGUUAAAACCAGACUUUGGGACAUUCUUCAUGGAGUUAGAUGAGUUUUAUGCCAUACUGCGGAAAAUUAUAGAUUAUACAGAUUAUAUUUCCAUGGAUAUAAGCAGGGGGAGUCUAAUAAGAGGCAGUUUGUGGAGCUGCAAAGACACAUGUUAUUCAGGUUUUUCAGCGCAAAUAAAAUGAAAAAAAAAAAAAUCUAUUCUUGCCUAAAAAGUUACAUGCAAAUUUAGGAAUUUUAAAUAAUCUAGGUAUAUAUAUUUAUUUUGCAGUGUAUUGAUAAAAGACUGAGGGAAACACAGUGAAACACGUUCCAAUAUCUGAAGGACAAAUCACACUUUAAAAGUUAGACUCUAUAUAUACUGUAUAUAGCCUGGCUAGCCAAACACACUAACUUUCUCAGCAAUGUGCAUUUAAAAUUGCACAAAAAUUGAAAGACAAUUAUUCAUCCUGCUUAUCUCUCACUUCUGUCUGUUCAAAUUUUUGGAAACAAUUUUGGAAAUAACAUAAAUUUGCUGUUUUGUGACGUGUGUGUGGAAUUAACACUGCCCCAAUGUUUCAUACCAGACGCCCGUGUCGUUAUUUGU
Periophthalmus magnuspinnatus is the source of this 2241-nucleotide messenger RNA. It is a transcript of the gene grapa, whose product is annotated as GRB2 related adaptor protein a. Gene Ontology annotation, molecular function: protein binding. The record is from RefSeq and is a predicted model, not a curated record. Bases 178 to 828 code for a protein of 216 amino acids. The transcript is spliced from 5 exons. NCBI's taxonomy places the organism in Eukaryota, Metazoa, Chordata, Actinopteri, Gobiiformes, Gobiidae.